UGUGAGGGGCCAGCAGACUGACCUGGCCCUCGAAGAACACACGCGACCUAGGACAGACAGGCAGCGCCCAAGUCGCUCCCUCUCCGCUCCCUUCUGGGGAAGCUGCGCACCCGACGGCUCCGGGAAGAAAGGUCGCUUGGAUAGCUCAGUGCCCAAGAAGACGCCCAUGGACUGCAGCAACAGCGGCUCUGGGAGCAGCCAGCCCAACUCUAGCCCGGAGCCAGAUCCUCCGCUCCCCACCACGGCCGCUGCCCGGGAUGCUGGCGGUUCUCCGGCCGCGUCCGGGCCGGGGCCCCGUGCAGGGAGCGGGAGGCCAGCGGCUGCCAACGCUGCCCGGGAGCGAAGUCGGGUGCAGACUUUGCGGCAUGCCUUCCUGGAGCUUCAGAGGACCCUGCCCUCUGUGCCUCCAGACACCAAGCUCUCCAAGCUCGACGUGCUGCUGCUGGCCACCACUUAUAUCGCCCACCUCACCCGCAGCCUUCAGGAUGAGGAGGACGCGCCCUCAGACCCCGGGCUGGGCGCUUUGCGCGGCGAUGGCUACUUGCACCCGGUCAAGAAAUGGCCCAUGCGAUCAAGAUUAUACAUUGGUGCUACAGGCCAGUUUCUGAGUCAUUCUGUGCUAGAAGAAAAACCCAAUCCGGGAGAUGCCUCAGCAGACUCACAACCUUAG
Dromiciops gliroides (monito del monte) is the source of this 670-nucleotide messenger RNA. RefSeq names its product transcription factor 24 (gene TCF24). Bases 167 to 670 code for a protein of 167 amino acids. Gene Ontology annotation, molecular function: protein dimerization activity; DNA-binding transcription factor activity, RNA polymerase II-specific; RNA polymerase II transcription regulatory region sequence-specific DNA binding. The record is from RefSeq and is a predicted model, not a curated record. Lineage: Eukaryota; Metazoa; Chordata; Mammalia; Microbiotheria; Microbiotheriidae. The transcript has 3 exons. Gene Ontology annotation, biological process: developmental process; regulation of transcription by RNA polymerase II.